Colletotrichum graminicola M1.001 is the source of this 2580-nucleotide messenger RNA. RefSeq lists its product as uncharacterized. Gene Ontology annotation, molecular function: D-type glycerophospholipase activity. NCBI's taxonomy places the organism in Eukaryota, Fungi, Ascomycota, Sordariomycetes, Glomerellales, Glomerellaceae. Bases 1 to 2580 code for a protein of 859 amino acids. The record is from RefSeq and is a predicted model, not a curated record. Gene Ontology annotation, biological process: phosphatidic acid biosynthetic process; cell motility; intracellular signal transduction. The transcript is spliced from 10 exons.
AUGGAGAUCUUUCGCAAGGUGGAGCGAGGCAUCGACGCCAUCUUCGGUGAUGAGCGUCACGCUCACACGCACAUGGGCCACCAGUGCCACGAGCACCAUCCUGUCAGUCAUGCCGAGAACAGAUUUCAGUCUUUUGCUCCUCAGAGCACCGGCAACGCCAAGUGGUAUGUCGACGGGUGCUCCUACUUCUGGGCUGUCUCCGAAGCCAUUGAGCAGGCCCGUGAGAGCAUCUACAUCCUCGACUGGUGGCUGAGUCCCGAGCUCUAUCUGCGUCGUCCUCCCUCCCAGAAUGAGCGUUACCGUCUCGACAACAUGCUCAAGGCCGCCGCCGAGAGGGGUGUCAAGGUUAACAUCAUUGUGUACAAAGAGGUCGAAGCCGCCUUGACACUCAAGUCUUCUCACACAAGGAAUUACCUAGAAAGCCUUCAUCCCAACAUUCGCGUGUUUCGGCACCCUGACCAUGUCCCGACGGGCUACGAUUUUGAGGCUGAGCUGCGCCAGAACUUCUCCAACAUGAGCAUCAACACCUUCUCUUUAUCCAAGGCCUCUGGCGACGCCAUCAAGGCCAUCUACGGUACUGCCUCCGACGGUGUCACCCUAUUUUGGGCUCACCACGAGAAACUGUGCCUAAUUGACGGAAAGGUCGCCUUCAUGGGAGGUCUCGAUAUGUGCUUUGGAAGAUGGGACACCAACAGUCACCCUAUCGCGGAUGCCCACCCAGGCAACCUGGAUGCCAUCGUCUUCCCCGGCCAGGAUUACAACAACGCUCGCGUCUACGACUUUGCCGACGUCGACAACUGGGAGCAGAACAAGCUUGACCGUACCAAGAGCUCCAGAAUGGGCUGGUCUGACAUCAGCAUCAGCUUGAACGGUGCCAUCGUCCAGCACUUGGCGGAUCACUUUGUCGACAGAUGGAACUACAUCUACGGCGAAAAGUACAGCAUCAAGAACCCUGGCAAGUACCAGGCUCUGGGAGGCGCCACUGGCGACGCCGAGGCUGGACGGAUUGCCGAGAAUGAAACGGAGAGCGGCGGCCUGUUUGGCGGCGGCCACUCCAGCCACCUAUUUGGCGACCUCUCGGAGCGCUUCAACCGCGGCAUGAGCCGGCUGAUGGUCGAGGACGAGCAGGACAACGGACCUGUUAGAAGAGUUGACCGCGACGAUCGCGCGGCCAAAAUCCAGCUUACCCGAAGCUGCACCAAGUGGUCCUCGGGCCACGACACUGAGCACUCCAUCGCAAAUGCCUACAUCGAAGCCAUCACCAACGCUCGGCACUUUUUCUUCAUCACGGCCACCAGCAACGAGCAGCACCCCGUCUCCAACAAGAUCGGCCGCGCUAUGGUGGACCGCAUCAUCCGCGCCGACCGCGAGGGUGAGGACUUCAAGAUCGUCGUCGCGAUGCCUGCGGUCCCGGCCUUCGCCGGCGACCUCAAGUCCGACGACGCCCUUGGCACACGUGCCAUCAUGGAGUUCCAGUACAACUCCAUCUCGCGCGGCGGCCACUCCAUAAUGGAGACCCUCCGCUCUGAGGGCGGCAUCCAGGACCCAGGCCGCUACAUUCGCUUCUACAACCUCCGCAACUACGACCGCAUCAACACCUCCUCCACCAUGGCCGAUGCCGAGCAGCGCUCCGGCGUCCGCUACGAGGACGCGCGCCGCGAGCACGACGACGUUGUCGGUGCCGGCUACGGCGGCCGCGGCGAGGAGACGGGCGCCCGCUGGGGUGAGCGCAACUCCCAGUACGAGCGCUACCAGGAGGCCGCCUCCCGCGUCUCGGACCAGACCUGGGACACCGUGUCGGCGUGCUACAUGGACUCGGGCCCGGACCUGCACAGCGUCCCCUGGAACGGCGAGCCCGAGGCCGAGAUUGACGCCUUUGUCAGCGAGGAGCUGUACAUCCACUCCAAGCUCCUCAUCGCCGACGACAGCCUCGUCAUCUGCGGCUCGGCCAACCUCAACGACCGCUCGCAGCUCGGCACGCACGACUCGGAGAUCGCCGUCGUCAUCGAGGAUCCCACCCCGGUCGAGUCCGAGAUGGCAGGCCGCCCCUUCAGGGCCUCCAAGUUCGCCACCUCGCUCCGCCGACAGAUCUUCCGCAAACACCUCGGCCUCCUCCCCGACCAACGCUGCGACCAGCCCAACAGCAACUGGACGUCAGUAGAGCGCGGCCCCAACGAUUACGACUGGGACUCCCCCGCCGACCGCCUCGUGCGGGACCCCAUGUCGCGCGAGUUCUGGGACCUGUGGGAGAGCACGGCGCGCACAAACACUGAGGUCUUCUCCAAGGUCUUCCACAACGUGCCCAACGACCACGUCCGCACCUGGAAGGACUACGACGAGUUCUUCAGCAAGCACUUCAUCAUCCCCGGCGCUAAGGAUCAGGAGGACACGAGCGGCAAGGUCGAGUACGGCCAUGUCGUCAAGGACGAGUUCCCCGGCGGCGUACGCGAGGUCAAGGACUGGCUCAACCGCGUGCGUGGCACCCUCGUCGAGAUGCCCCUCGACUUCCUCGUCGACGUUGACGACAUUGCCAAGGACGGCCUGUCCCUCAACAGCUUCACGGAUGAAAUCUACACGUAG